This is a messenger RNA of Oncorhynchus kisutch (coho salmon), 1195 nucleotides long. RefSeq names its product polymerase (DNA-directed), epsilon 4, accessory subunit (gene pole4). The transcript is spliced from 4 exons. Gene Ontology annotation, cellular component: nucleus; epsilon DNA polymerase complex. NCBI's taxonomy places the organism in Eukaryota, Metazoa, Chordata, Actinopteri, Salmoniformes, Salmonidae. Bases 510 to 905 code for a protein of 131 amino acids. The record is from RefSeq and is a predicted model, not a curated record. Gene Ontology annotation, molecular function: protein heterodimerization activity. Gene Ontology annotation, biological process: DNA-templated DNA replication.
AGACAAGGCAGCACUAAAUCUCUGGACACGCAGCUGGAGCACUUUUCUAUAUCACGUGAAUCUAAUGUAAUGAUAAACAUGGAACAUUUUAUUGAAAGGUAGGCCAAUCAAAUUCAAUAUUUAUGACAGGUCUAGCUACAAACAAUUAAUACUUGCUCACAUUUCUACAGCAAUAGAGAAAUGGAGAUGGCAAUUGAAUGUAACAGAUAUGAUAGAGUUCUUAAUUAGUGUCAUGAUCUGUCAUGUUUUCUAUUCAGCAUCGUGGGCGUUCUGUAGUCAAUGUUUCACAACGUUUAGGAGCGCUGAGGAGUUGUGAACAAUUUGUUUGGCUUCCGUUCGAGGCAAUCGUCGCCUCGUGAAGUCGGCCAUUUCUCCAAUCACACACAAGGAAUAGUUGGCGGGAGUGAAAGGGGAGGGACAUUCGAAUGUGUGAUUCUCGAAUUCGAACACGUUUUCUACGUUAGGAAAGUAGCACAUGCUAGCUACGAACUGUAUGUGGCUACAAGAGAAUGGCGGAAAGUGUUGCAGUCUCUGUCGCCCCCUUGGGACCCACAGAGUCGGACCCAGAGCGAUGUGAAGGCGAGGAAGAGGUACGGGGGAACGAGGCUGGAGAGAACAACCAACAAACUGGGCCUGUUGCAGGAGCUCCCCAGAACCGUCUCGCGAAGUUACCGCUAUCCCGCAUCAAGGCAUUGAUGAAAGCCGACCCAGACGUGUCCCUCGCCAGUCAAGAGUCUGUGUUUAUCAUAGCUAAAGCCACAGAACUCUUUGUUGAGAUGAUUGCCAAAGAUGCCCUGGUGUAUGCCCAGCAAGGAAAGAGGAAAACUUUGCAGAGGAAAGAUUUAGACAAUGCAAUCGAGGCCAUAGAUGAGUUUGCUUUUCUGGAAGGUACUCUAGAUGCCUAGACACUCUCUGAAGAAAGACGGCAGUUCAAAGAUCAGAGGCAUUUGGAAACCAGACUUGGUUUCAGACCGGUCUUGCUUUUGAAGUGACAUCACUGAGUUGGUAAUUACAUAUUUGAGAAGGUUUUGGUACUGGUUGCAAGGAGUUCCCUUCCUGAACAUGUACAGUAUAUGCUGACAUCAUUGAUGAUCCUCCUUCAAUUAGUCUUGUAUGCAAGGAAUCUGACUUUUCUUGUUGUAAGUAAUGUGAGGUGUGUUGAAAUAAAUCAUACAAAUGUUUGUAAAUCUAAAAA